Molecule: messenger RNA, 2125 nt
Organism: Cicer arietinum (chickpea)
Lineage: Eukaryota; Viridiplantae; Streptophyta; Magnoliopsida; Fabales; Fabaceae
Product: amino acid permease 4-like
Source: RefSeq, a predicted model, not a curated record
UGCGGUCAACCGUGAAUUGCAGAGGCAAGUGUUUUAAGACUCAGUUUUAGAAUCCUAUUUGGACCACCGACUCCCCAAGGCGGCUUGGUGGCGAGGUAGUCGGAGUGGUUCCUUACGCCGAGAUUCAUUCAAAUCAUUACCGCAAUAAUAAUUUCCCGAAUCUCUCACUCUCUCAGUUUGAAAAUUGAGAGAGUGAUUACGGAACCAACUCCUCCUCGUUGUGCCUAAUCUCUGCACAUUUCCGUUUCCCUCCAGCCGCCGUGAACUGCCAGUUUCAGGUAAAUAUAUCAUGGUGUCAUGAGAUUAUUUGACCUCUUAUUAGACUCUGGUUAUUUUUGAUCCAUAAAAGAUGGUAGAAAACACUUCCAGAACCAACCUUAGCUACCGUGGGGAUUUUGUUGGCAUCGAGGAGGACGCCAUAGAUUGUGCACCUGUAGAAACCAACUCCAAAUGCUACGACGACGAUGGCCGAGCUAAACGAACGGGAAACGUUUGGACUACAUGCUCCCACAUAAUAACAGCUGUGAUAGGAUCUGGGGUGCUCUCCUUAGCCUGGUCCAUAGCUCAGAUGGGUUGGAUUGCUGGUCCUGCGACCAUGAUAUUUUUCAGUGUCAUCACUUUGUAUACUUCAUCAUUUCUUGCUGAUUGUUAUCGUUGUGGCGACACCGAAUUUGGAAAGAGAAACUAUACUUUCAUUGAUGCAGUUCGCAAUAUUCUUGGUGGGCCCAGUGUUAAGAUUUGUGGGAUAGUUCAGUACUUGAAUCUUUUUGGAAGUGCAAUAGGGUACAAUAUUGCAGCUGCUAUGAGCCUGAUGGAAAUCAGAAAGUCUUACUGUAUCCAUACCUCUGGUGGAGAGGACUCAUGUCACAUUUCAGGCAACCCAUACAUGAUAGCUUUUGGCGUGGCACAACUUUUCUUUUCUCAAAUUCCAGAUUUUCAUAACAUGUGGUGGCUCUCGAUAGUUGCUGCAGUCAUGUCUUUCUUCUAUUCCACAAUUGCUCUCGCUCUUGGAAUUUCCAAAGUUGCAGAAACGGGUAUGGUCAAGGGUAGCCUCACAGGAAUAAGCAUUGGAGCUGUGACCGAGGCCCAAAAAGUAUGGGGGAUUUUCCAAGGUCUUGGAAACAUUGCCUUCGCAUAUUCAUAUUCUUUCAUUCUCCUUGAAAUUCAGGACACCAUCAAAUCUCCCCCAACCGAAGAAAAAGCCAUGAAGAAAGCUGCAAAGCUAAGUAUUGCAGUAACUACAACAUUUUAUUUGCUCUGUGGCUGCAUGGGCUAUGCUGCUUUUGGAGACGAUGCACCAGGUAACCUGCUUGCCGGAUUUGGUGUCUCAAAAGUAUAUUGGAUUAUAGAUAUUGCUAAUGCAGCUAUUGUAAUUCACCUUUUCGGAGCAUACCAAGUGUAUGCCCAACCCCUCUUUGCCUUCGUUGAGAAAGAGGCAGCAAAAAAAUGGCCCAAAAUUGACAAAGAAUUCAAAGUUAAAAUUCCUGGUUUGCCAGUCUACAAUCAAAACAUAUUUAUGUUGGUUUGGAGGACAGUGUUUGUUAUCUUCACCACUCUCAUAGCAAUGUUGAUUCCAUUUUUCAAUGAUAUUUUGGGUGUGAUUGGAGCAUUAGGCUUUUGGCCGUUAUCUGUUUACUUUCCUGUAGAGAUGUACAUCGUACAGAAGAGGAUCCCAAAAUGGAGUAGGAAAUGGAUUGUUCUGGAAAUGAUGAGUUCUUUCUGCCUCUUAGUAUCUAUUGUGGCUGGUCUUGGCUCAUCGAUCGGUGUUUGGAUUGACUUGCAGAAAUACAAACCAUUCAGCUUAGAAAACUAAACACCACAUAAAAUCUAUUGCCUCUUUCUGGGUGUAAGUAACUGCUGUGGGAGGUGAUGAUUGUCGUGGUCCUAAUGGGAUCUUUAUUUCACAAGUGGUGAAAUUGUCCCUAGGUUGCAUUGAAGAAGAAUAAUCGGCAUUGAAAUUUCGAUCCUUUCACUACAUUUUUUAAUUAAUUUUUGUACCAAUACACGUGGUACUAUAUUAUCAUAAAUGAGGUGGUAAACGAUGAUGUGAUAGGAUUUGCACUUCAAUGUAAAUAUUCCACUUUAUUUGUAGUGUAUAUCAUCCUGUUCGAUUUUAAUGGUGCCA